AUGCCAAACUCAGCCAGCAGCCAGGCCUUGGCACUGCCCGAGAUCCUGACACCAAUCCUUACCCUUGUGGACGACGACGACGACGGCUGCGGCACACUCGCAGCCGCAGCUCGAGUGAACACAGUGUGGUUCGGCUGUGCCACUGGACUUUUGUGGAAGAAAAUCAGCGGCGCUGCCCUUGGCUGUGUCCCUGCUCAUCGGAGACAGGUGUACGCUUCUAAGAUUGAAGCUAUAGUCUUUACGGCCGAAGAUAGAGACCUGCACGAGCCAUUCAGAGAGCUAGAGUUUGUUCUCCUAAGGGAGCUCACACUGCACACAUAUCAUCCAUCGCCGGGGAAUGGAGCAUUGUACAAUCUGCGCCAGUAUUGUCGUCCAAGACUAGACAAAUUCUAUUUUUACGGCGGCGAGUUGGAUCGAGAAUUCAUGUCAUACCUACAGAAUACUUGCCGAGACCUUACAAGACUAUGGAUCGACCUGCCCGGGCCCAAGGUUACGGUGGAUUCAUUUUUCGACUUUGUUUCCGGAUUCAGGUCUCUCGAAGAAAUUCAUCUCAAGCGUGGAAUUGAUCAUUUACUUUCGGAUAAAAUUCUCUAUCACCUUGCGCGUCAACCAAACCUCCGAGAGCUGGACAUCGGCCACUAUCUCUCCCCAAGGCUUCUGUCUGACAUUUCACAGAAAAUACCCGGCGCCUUUCCAGCUCUUGGAAGUCUCGGCGCCACAGUAGUCUCGGACUGUGUGCCUAAAAUCAUCCACAUACUAAAGCAUGUUACAUGUCUUGAUCUCAGGAUCCUUGACAAUGAACUCGACGCCUUGACGACCCUCGGGUCGACUUUAAGGCUACAGAAAAUCAAGAUUCUAUAUGACUGCAGGAGCCAAUUGACCAAAAGCCAGUUCCUUGCCCUCAAGGCUCUCCAGAAUCUGGAGAAUCUCGCUAUUCGGUCGACUGUUGACGCAAUCGAAGUCUCUGAUCCCUCCGGCUCUCUUCUCUGCGAUGAAGACUUUCAGGAGCUUGUCUCUGGGAUGUCGAAUUUGCGUUCUCUCGAACUCGAAACUAUUGCAGACUUAGGAAUUGACUCCCUUCUUGCACUCUCUGCUAGUUGCCCGAUGAUGGAAGAACUCGAACUUUUAACGGCAUUUGAUCUGCAGAAGCUAUUGACAAAAGCAGGGGACGAGCCUAUCUUCCCUCAUCUUAGGAGAUUAGAAAUUAGUGGCAUGCCCAAUCGAAUAUUCAAGUCAAUGGAUGAUUUAGUUAUGACAGCAACAAAUGUGUUUACACAAAUGGAACACCACUUUCCCGAACUAGAGACUUUAUAUCUAGGAAAAGACGACCCAUUAGCGGAUAUUAUAACGGCAAUGUUUUAUGAGUCGGAUGAUGAGUCGGAUGAUUAUGAGAAUGAUUAUGAGGAUGAUUAUGAUGAUGAUGAGUCUGAAGCUAGGGAAGAUGAUAUACUAGAGAACUGA
This is a messenger RNA of Clonostachys rhizophaga, 1461 nucleotides long. The record is from the annotation of a GenBank genome assembly. NCBI's taxonomy places the organism in Eukaryota, Fungi, Ascomycota, Sordariomycetes, Hypocreales, Bionectriaceae.